Cervus elaphus (red deer) is the source of this 5984-nucleotide messenger RNA. It is a transcript of the gene COBL, whose product is annotated as cordon-bleu WH2 repeat protein. The coding region runs from base 646 to 4725 and encodes 1359 amino acids. The record is from RefSeq and is a predicted model, not a curated record. Gene Ontology annotation, cellular component: neuronal cell body; terminal web; axonal growth cone. Gene Ontology annotation, molecular function: actin monomer binding. Gene Ontology annotation, biological process: actin filament polymerization; actin filament network formation. Lineage: Eukaryota; Metazoa; Chordata; Mammalia; Artiodactyla; Cervidae. The transcript has 16 exons.
CUAACAGGUUCCCAGGUGUGGCAGGUUAGGAACGCACGUAGAGACCCACCGCACCAGAGCCGCUGCCCGGAAGGAGGUUCUGGGUUCCAGGGCGGCGAGGCUGACACCGCUCACUCCUGGUGCUCCGACCUCUGUCCUCCCGUCAGUCCUCCCACCGAGGCUGCCAGGUGCUUCCCCCUCCGCAGCUCCUCCCCGCCGCCGCGCGGCGCGCUCCCGGGACCCCCACGAGCCAGGAGACCCGUGCCCGCCCUCCCCGGAGCAGAAGCCCGGGGAAGCGGGCGGCGGAGAACCGGGUUAUCUUCCCCGGCCCGGCUACCGCCCGGCCCCCGCCCUGAACGCGCGCCGCUGGCAGAGCCGGCCGCUCCGGAGGCGCGCGGCGGCGGGGGCGGUGCUCCCGGGGGCGCGGCGCACCUUGCUCCCGCGCCCCCGCCCCGCGCCGGCCCCUCCCCGCGGCCCGCGCCCCCGCCCGCCUGGGUCCGUUCCAGCCCCUUCUGCCGUUCCGGCCCGGCCGCUGUCCUCCGCCGGCCCGCGACGGAGGACGAUGGGUCAGCGCGGAAAAAGUGAAUGAGGGCCGCGGCGGCGGCAGCGAGCGCCUGACUCGCGGGGCCCGAGCGCCGCCCGCGCCCCGCCUCGCCCGCCGACUCCAUGGACGCGUCGCGAGCCUCGGCGGCCAAGCCCCCGACCGGGAGGAAGAUGAAGGCUCGCGCUCCCCCGCCUCCUGGGAAGCCUGCCACCCCCAACUUGCACAGCGGACAGAGAUCUCCUCGCAGAGCAUCCCCUGGGCCCCCACAGAACCAGCUCAGCAGGAAGCACUCGCUGGACGGCGGGGUGGUGGCCAUGACCGUCGUGCUGCCCAGCGGGCUGGAGAAGAGAAGUGUGGUCAACGGGAGCCACGCAAUGAUGGACCUACUGGUUGAACUUUGCCUUCAGAACCACCUGAAUCCUUCCAACCAUGCCCUGGAGAUCCGGUCUUCAGAAACCCAACAGCCUUUGAAUUUUAAGCCAAAUACUUUAGUUGGGACCUUGAAUGUGCACACCGUAUUUCUGAAAGAAAAAGUUCCUGAAGCGAAGGUUAAGCCUGUUCCCCCUAAGGUGCCUGAGAAAACGGUGCGUCUAGUGGUGAAUUACCUGCGCACGCAGAAGGCGGUGGUGCGCGUGAGCCCCGACGUGCCCCUGCAGAGCCUCCUCCCGGUCAUCUGCGCCAAGUGUGAGGUCAGCCCAGAGCACGUGGUGCUCCUCAGGGACAGCGUGGCCGGUGAGGAACUGGAGCUCUCCAAGUGCCUGAGCGAGCUGGGGAUACAGGAGCUGUACGCCUGGGACAACAAGCGAGUUCUUCUGACCAAAACGAAGUCGGAGCCUUCCCUGAGCUGUCGAGAAACCUUUAGAAAAUCUUCACUGAGCAACGAUGAGACAGACAAAGAGAAGAAAAAAUUUCUGGGAUUUUUCAAAGUUAAUAAAAGAAGCAAUAGUAAGGCCGAGCAGUUCGGGCAGCCUGGGGUGGACAGCCGUGAGGAUGCCUCCACGUCCACACUGGGGAGGAGUUCAAAUGGCUGCUUGACGACCCCGAACUCCCCGUGUGUGAAUCCACGUUCUGUUAUCCUGGGUCCAUCCCUCUCUCUUGGCAACAUCUCAGGGGUGUCAGUCAAGUCGGACCUGAAGAAGCGCCGGGCACCCCCUCCUCCAACACUGCCCCGCACAGGGCCACCUGUGCAAGACAAGACAUCAGAAAAGAUGUCUCUGGGGUCGCAGAUGGACUUACAGAAGAAGAAGAGGCGGGCGCCGGCUCCCCCUCCACCGCAGCCCCCACCACCCAGCCCGCUGGUGCCGCCCCGCACGGAGGGCAGGGAGGAGGGCAGAAAGGGCAGGACGGGUGUCGGCCGGCAGGUGCCACAGAAGCCCCCCCGAGGCGCCGCUCGGGGGCCCCCCCAGCUAGUGCUGCCCCCGCCCCCGCCCUACCCGCCUCCUGACGCGGACGCGGCCGAGCCUCCUCUCGGCGCUCCGGCAGAAGGCGCUGCUCCCGGGGAAGGCGGUGCGCCCGGGGAAGGCGCUGCUCCCGAGGCCUCCCGCCCAAGGCCCGCACCCGCACUGAGCCUGUCCACGGGGCCCGGCGAUCCCUGCAGCAUGGACGGCGCCCCCCCAGUGCCCCCGGAGGCCGAGGAGACCGUGUCUGUCGGCAGCUGCUUCGCCUCGGAGGACACCACAGAGGACUCAGGGGUGAUGAGCUCCCCGUCCGACAUCGUGUCCCUGGAUUCCCAGCACGACAGCACGAAAUCCAAGGACAAGUGGGGCACAGACCAGGAGGACUGCAGUGACCAGGAGCUGGCCGGGACUCCAGAGCCAGGCCCCCCGAAGAGCCCCGUGUGGGGCAGGAGCAGCUCCGAGAAGCGGCGUCUGAGAAACGGAAAAGCUGCUCCAGCCUCACAUGGGGAUGAGGAAAUAUUCAUGACUGGACAGUUCCAGAAAACCCUUGCAGAGCUGGACGAAGACCUGGAAGAAAUGGAAGAAAGCUACGAAGCUGACACAAGCUCGCUCAGCAACUCUGUACACGGCAUGUCCACCCCCCAUGGUGACUCUGAGGCAAUCCCGGUGACGUUCAUAGGGGAAGUUCUCGAUGACCCCGUGGACUCAGGCAUGUUUUCCAAUAGAAACAACAAUGCUGGCUCCUUCGACUUGGGGAGCACGGCCGACAGUAAGGCUCAGCCACCACCCUGCCAGGCCGAGUGCCCCCAGCAGCACAGGCAGAGGUGGGCAGCAGGGCCCAGCUCACCACCUCCUUCCCAGGAGCCUGAGAGAGAAGGCUCAGCCUUGACCAACACCUGGAAGGAGGUGGAUCCCAGUAAGAUGGAGCCCAAGGCGAGUUCUGCUUCAGCGCUUCACACUCACCACUUGAAUGGGAAGGAGGAAGGCAGGGCGCCUGGCCCUGCUCACAGCGGGAGGACCCCAGCCCCCGGGAGGGUGAUCCCGCAGCUGGGGAAGGAAAAGGCAAGUGAUGGUAAAAGUAAUAUCUCAACACUACCGCCAUGGCAUCAACGAGGCCAACUCCCAGCGGGGAGUUAUGGCCUUAGAUAUGGACUCACAACUUAUAAAAUUGUCCCUCCAAAGUCAGAGAUGAAAUGCUACGACCGGGGGGCAUCCCUCUCCAUGGGUGCCAUUAAGAUUGAUGAACUGGGGAACCUGGUGAGCCCCCACGCGCAUGCCGGCAGGACUGUAGUUCCCUCAUCACCCACUCUGGAGGCAGAAACCCCACCCAUUGGAAAAGUCAAAGAAUUCUGGAGAUCCAAUUCUAUAGAGAAGCACUCUGGCCGGCCCACGGAGGGGCCCAGGAGGACCCCCACCCCCACCACCCCCACGAAUCCGCAACCUCAGGAAAGCAGACUGAGAGGCGAGCCCACCUCCCCAGACCCCCAGGUAACAUUGCCCGGGCCCCAGUCCCCCCACUCAGAAGACGGGAGAGCUCUGGGGGAGGGGAGAAGCCGGCCACCCCCGGCAGCCGCUCGUCCCCUCCAAGUGCCAGCAGCUAGCACCGCGGAAGUCCCGUUUCUCAAACCUCAGAGGAGAACGUCCAGUCAGUACAUGGCCUCUGCUAUUGCCAAGCGGAUAGGGGCCCCGAAAGCCCACAGUGACAUGGGGAGGGGACAGAAUAACCCCCAGAGGACAUGUGAAGGCGCAGCACCAGAGCCGGCUGUAGCGCCUCCUGUGGUGAAGGAUGGUACCACCCCCGGCCCAAACCCAGGCACGGGUGUUCGCGGUGAGGGGCAGGAAUCUACCGCAGGACCCCCUCCUGGAUGGCAGGUCAGCAGCCCUUACGGGAAGCUGUCUGCUCAAGACUACCCUCCUGGCAUCCACGGAAAUCCCCGGGGGUCACUAGUCAGAGCUGCCCAAAGGGACCAGGCUGCUGUGGGGCAGAGCUGUGGUCUCAGUGGGGAGCGGAGCACAAGGACCCACAGGACCGACUCCACAUCCGACCCCCAGGGCAAGUCUGACGGCUUGAGCCCCUCACAGCCUCGCUCAGGAGGUGAUCAGACUUCCGGCAGUACCCUGGUGAACGGCUCCCGGUGGGCCCCCACCCACAGCGAGCCUCCUUGCUCUCCAAGAGUGUCAGAUACAAACGGCCGGGCUGGACAGGAGCCCCCACCACGGGAGGAAAAGCCCAGUUUGUUAAGCACAGGUGUACUUGAAGCUGAUGGUACUCUGCCAGCCAGCAUCUUCGGGCCAAAGAAGAAAUUCAGGCCUGUGGUCCAGAGGCCAGCUCCGAAAGACACAUCCCUGCACAGCGCCUUGAUGGAGGCCAUCCACUCGGCGGGAGGCAAGGACAGGCUCCGCAAGACUCCAGAACCCAGCUCAAAGGGAGGGCCAAAGAAACCGUCCUACACGGAGGCAGACUGUGAGCGUUCAGCCCUCCUGGCGGCCAUACGCGGCCACAGCGGGACCUGCAGCCUGAGGAAGGUCACGUCCUCUGCCUCUGAGGAGCUCCAGAGCCUCCGCGAUGCCGCGCUGUCUGCACAGGGGCCGGACUCCUCGCGGGUGGAAGACCUUGGGGUCCAGCCCCAGCUGCCCCCGCCCCCACCCGCUCCGGCUGCCCAGGCGCCCACCUCAUCCUGGUCAGCAUCGAGGUCUAGCGCGGGGCCGGUCAGCAACCCGGUGGACGCCAGACAGGCCUUGAUGGAUGCCAUCCGCUCCGGCACCGGAGCCGCGAGGCUGAGAAAGGUGCCCUUGCUUGUGUGAAUCAGUGACAAGAUGCAGUUGUGGCAGAAAGACCUCCCGAGGGAUGCCCACAGCCACGCUGAUGAGCGCCACGCCCGGGGGCUUCAGGAUCUGGCAGCUCCCGUCUCCAGGCCAAAACUCGCCUCUUUGACUUCCGCUCCUGCAUUGUGGUUAAAACGGAUGGGGAUGCUGCUCUGCCACACGGCUUGUGCCAAGCAAAUGUAUUUGCCUCUGAAUACUUAAAGUUGCCAAUAAACUAUUCUUGUUGGCAGGUUAAUGGGACUGUAAAUGCUGGGCCAUCACGCUUAAUUAUAUUGAUGGACAGAGUGGAAAGAAUCAUGCCUUAGGCCGAUUUUGGAUCUUUGAGACUUUUACCACAUGUAGAUGGUUAAAACCAUUUAGUUGUUGAAAAUCUUUCUGAAUUCUAAGGAAAGUAUGUACAUGAAAUAACCUGAAUGUCUUAUGCUACUUGAUGCAAGAAGAAAGAGUUGACAGGCUUUUUCAAAUGUGACUUCACUGAGUAAUGAAAGUAUUAUAUUCUUAUUCCUCCAACUGGGAUAAAAACCUCAUGAAGGGUUGCAGACCGUGAUCUGACCAAGUAAGCUAUUAAGAAUCAACCAGUCACGCGGAGUAGCAAUCAGACGUGAUGUCUGGGGAGGGCAGGUCUAAAUUCUCCCCAGGUGGCGGUGGCGAGUUCAGAAGGACUUUGCAGUGGACGCAUGCACACGUGGUACGCUGUCCCCACCGCGGGCUGUGAUGUGCCACAGGCCUCUCCCGUGGAAGGCUGAGCACAGAGCCCAGAGGUUGCCCUGGGAGCCUCGGAAGUCCUCCCCAGGGCAGGAAGGAGGAGACUGGGCGUCUGAAGGUCACUCCCAUCAGAUCACGACUGUGCUGGCAGUUCACGCGGUGGGCAUGGUCUCCCUGCUGGGUGCAGCAGGCGAGUGGCUCGCCCAGAAUCACAGACCAGGGCACUCAGUCUCCCGUGUUUAUCACAGACAGUCCACUACGGCUGUAGAGAAAGCUCUUUAAGAGAUUAAUAGAAAUCUAAAGGAAUUCCUGAAACAAAAUUUCUGUCUUAAGGAAACAACAAAUACACGAGAUCGUUUGUAUGUUUCACAGUGAUUUCAGAUCAGGCAUCUUGUAGGAAGGACUUGCUGUGUGUUGUCUGAUGAAUGCCCCUCACCUUUCCUGGGCAGCGAGGGCAUCAGGCAAUCACUCUUACAUCAUGCUGUCUCCACUGUUGGUCUUCUAGUGCCACAAAUAAAAGAAAGUGAAAUUGU